UCAGAAGGCGCGCCCGUCCGAAGUUGGUCGGAGUUCUGCGGGCGGCGGUCCUAACCCCUUGGAGCUCAUGGUGCGCCGCGGUUGCGCGUUGUUGAGAAAGUAUGGAAAUUUCAUUGAUAACCUGAGAAUCUUCACCAAGGGAGGAAGCGGUGGAAUGGGUUACCCUCGUUUAGGUGGAGAAGGUGGAAGAGGUGGCGACGUCUGGGUUGUGGCCCAUAAAAAUAUGACCUUAAAACAACUUAAAAACAAAUAUCCUCAGAAACGGUUUGUGGCUGGAAGAGGAGCAAACAGUCGAGUUAGUGCACUGAAGGGCUCCAAGGGAAAGGACUGUGAAGUGCCUGCUCCUGUGGGUAUCUCAGUGACUGAUGAAAACGGCCAAGUGCUAGGAGAACUCAAUAAAGAAGAAGACAGAAUUCUGGUUGCUAAAGGUGGCCUUGGUGGUAAAUUACAUACAAAUUUCUUACCUUCAAAAGGCCAGAAGCGAAUAAUUCACCUUGACUUAAAAGUUAUAGCUGAUGUAGGCCUAGUAGGAUUCCCAAAUGCUGGAAAAUCCUCCUUACUAAGUCGGGUUUCCCAUGCAACGCCUGUGAUUGCAGAUUAUGCCUUUACAACACUAAGGCCUGAACUUGGAAAGAUUAUGUACAAUGAUUUCAAACAGAUUUCAGUAGCUGAUCUCCCAGGUUUGAUAGAAGGAGCACAUAUGAACAAAGGCAUGGGCCACAAGUUUCUCAAGCAUUUAGAGAGAACCAGACAACUGCUUUUUGUUGUUGAUAUUUCUGGAUUUCAGCUUUCUUCCGUAACUCCAUAUAGGACUGCCUUUGAAACUAUAAUACUUCUUACAAAAGAGUUGGAGUUGUACAAAGAAGAACUACAGACAAAACCUGCGCUCUUAGCAGUUAAUAAGAUGGACUUGCCAGAUGCCCGAGUUAAACUUCACGAACUGAUGAAACAGCUCCAGAGCCCUGAAGAUUUUCUGCAUUUAUUUGAAACAAAGAUGAUUCCAGAGAAGGCUAUAGAAUUCCAGCAUAUCAUUCCCAUCUCAGCAGUUACUGGUGAAGGGAUUGGAGAGUUGAAGAGCUGUAUAAGGAAAGCACUGGAUGAACAGGAUGACAAAGAAAAUGAUGCGCAUCAGAGCAAACAGUUACUUAAUUUGCAGAGUUCCAGUUGAGCAUCUUAGACUGAGCCACAUCAAAGUGUGCUGCUACUGUCUCCAGAAGAGGCAGCAUUUAAACCUAGUACAGUGUAUUGACAGAAUACUGUCUGGUUCUAAGGAUCAGAAAAUCAUGUUUAAAACAUGGAUGAGCCUGCAGUGCAUGAUGUUCAAAGAAGCCAGGCAGGCACAGCAAGACAAAUAUCAAUCAUCUCCUCAUGUGGAAUCCUAAAAAGACAAAUCUGAACUAAUAAAAAUGCUGAAAAAUGAUAAUUAUGUGUAGUAUAAAUAGGAGCUAGAAGAUUAAGAGAUAUUGGUGAAAAGAUACUAAGUUUCAGUUAAGCUUUACAGAUCUGUUAUGUACCUUGUUUGUAGAAUAAUGUAUCAUAUUUUGAAAAUUUGUAAGAAAGUAGGUUUUAAGUGUUCUGACCACAAUUUUUGAGAAAAAUAUAAAUUUUAAAAUAGAUUUGACUCUGUUUCAAAACAUGCUAUGUAUGAUAUAGGCACAUGUAUAAUUUUAUAUCAGUUAAAAAUAGUAUUGAAAUUACAUUAAUUUGAAAGCUUUUCUUCAUUUUAAAGAUAGUAUUUCUCGACAUAUGUGUCAUCAUUCUGGAAAAUAAAUGUUUAUCUUUCUUUCCUUCUUCUGGCUUAGCUCAGCAAGAUGGUUCACUUUUUUUUGCCUAAAGUGUACAGAAGGCCCAGGCUAGCAAGCACACAGAGUAGCAGGGCUCUUAUAUUUCAUUCCUGAUGUGGGUGGUGACUGGGUCCUAUCCCUUUGGUGGGAGCUUGACCUCACAGUCUGACUAAUGGAUAAUUGGGUUAGAGUCCUCACUGGCUAACCUACUUUGCUUUUCAAGUUUCUUACAACUACCCCCCCCCCUGCCUUUAUUACAUUAUUUUUCAAAUUUAAGCAGUUUAUGUUGGCCAUUUGAAGAAUAAAUUAUAUAAUCUGUGGGGACGCCUCCCUUCCAAGAAUAAGGGUUUUAUUAAUUCCUGCUUAAAGUAUUUAAAAAAAAUACUUAAACAGAGACUUUUUUUCCUUUAGGUGAAAUGUGAAAUGUACAUGCUUACUUCUAAAAAAUACAUUCAGGCAGUGUCCAGGAGCGUGAGGCAGCAGACCUUAAUUGAGAAAGUUACAGUCAACGGCUUAAGGUUUUAUGGAAAAAUUGUACAUUUUUUCACAAAUGAGUUCACCGUAAUUUUCUCUAAUUUUUUUCUUUUUUGCAAAUUUUCUUUUUUCUUUUUGUGGGCCUCUUCCCACUUGGGAAGGAGAAGCAAGGGAUUUUGAGUAAAAAGCCCCUUUUGGGUGACAUAGCAGGUGGUAGGUUGCUCUGGAUUUCAUAAUAGAACCAGGUUUAAAAAUACUGUUUUUUAACAGUAUGUGUAUUUUAUUAUUGUAUGUGGUUUGUUGUUUUGUCCUCAAGUAAGUCUGUGUACCAUGUGACCAUGUGAAUGAAGUGCCCGUGGCAGCCAGAAGAGGGGGUCAGGUAUCCUAGAACUGAAGUUCUCUACAGUGGGAGGCCACCAUGCAAGUGCAGGAAAUUAGACCCAGGUCCUCUGCAAGAGCAGCCAGGGUCCUUAACCGCUGAGCCUUCU
Messenger RNA from Mus pahari (shrew mouse), 2746 nucleotides. RefSeq names its product GTP binding protein 10 (gene Gtpbp10). Gene Ontology annotation, cellular component: mitochondrion. The record is from RefSeq and is a predicted model, not a curated record. Bases 68 to 1168 code for a protein of 366 amino acids. The transcript has 10 exons. Gene Ontology annotation, molecular function: GTPase activity; magnesium ion binding; GTP binding. Lineage: Eukaryota; Metazoa; Chordata; Mammalia; Rodentia; Muridae.